Notothenia coriiceps (black rockcod) is the source of this 1942-nucleotide messenger RNA. RefSeq names its product serine/arginine repetitive matrix protein 1. The record is from RefSeq and is a predicted model, not a curated record. Bases 653 to 1921 code for a protein of 422 amino acids. Gene Ontology annotation, molecular function: RNA binding. Gene Ontology annotation, biological process: regulation of mRNA splicing, via spliceosome. Gene Ontology annotation, cellular component: spliceosomal complex. NCBI's taxonomy places the organism in Eukaryota, Metazoa, Chordata, Actinopteri, Perciformes, Nototheniidae. The transcript is spliced from 9 exons.
ACCAAUAUGGAUGUUAUACCUUGCAUCUGAAGUAUAGCACCAACACCUAAUUAGCUCUCUCCUGAGCCCAAAGUCACUGAGCCCAACUCUCCCUUCAUGAUGCAGUGUGUGGUUUGAGUGAUAUAACAUUAAGCUCAAGGUGGUUGAGUCUCAAGCAGUAGGGAGGCGGAAGCAAGCCAUGGGAGCUCCGUGCCCACUGAUCCCACGGGACUCACUGAAGACACCGGAACUGUACUUGCAGUGUUGGGUUUUAAUGCACUCUGUAUUGUGGCUAUUUGUUUAACUCCUGAAGUGUAGACUGUGGGGAGACCAGAGAGCAAGGGGUGGGUAGGGACACAGAAAGGUAAAGUAAAGGGGAUAAUUCUGAGGAAAUCAAAUAAUGGCAAAAAUGUUUUCUUGUAUUAUUGAUUGUUUAUUUGGGGAAUAACAAUCAGGAAUUGGAAUAACAGCAACAUUGCAUGCCGUUUUUAUAUCAUUAGACAUGUCUCCCCCUCAGCUAGCUCACAUUCUCAGUUCAAUGAGUUUGUGAGUAUGAUUUUAAAUUAGUCACAUUUAUUUAUAAAGUCAUGAUUUGAGUAAUACAGUAAUGGUGACAACAUAGUCCCAGGAAUAGUCUAGUGAGGACUAGUAGGUCCUACCCCCGUCCUUGAUUAUGUUGCCCUUCCAUUAUUUCAAUAGCCAUAUGUUUUUUUUCUCUCCUCCCUUCGUGUGUGUGUUACAGAAUCCAGAUAGCAAGAUGAUGCAGAUCAACCUGACAGGCUUUCUGAAUGGGAAGAACGCCCGGGAGUUCAUGAGGGACCUGUGGCCCCUGCUGCUGAGUGCUCAGGAGAACAUUGCUGGCAUCCCCUCUGCUUUCCUGGAACAGAAGAAGGAGGAAAUUAAACAGAGACAGAUUGAACAAGAGAAGCUAGCUACUCUGAAGAAAGUCGAUGAUGAUAAGAAGGAAAAGGACAUCAGAGACAGGGCUCAGUCAAAAAGCCCAAGAAGUUUGCAUCGUCCGAUGUCUAGGAGGAAAUCAAGGUCACCGUCACCACGGCGAAGGUCGCCAGUGAAGCGUGAAAGGAAACGGAGUGCCUCUCGCUCGCCGAGACGCAAACCCAGUCCAGUCGCCAGCAGCUCCCCCCCUCCACCCCUGAUGCAGCUGCCAGCCAAACCUGUGGAGCAGCUUGUGGAGCCGAAUGCAUUAGAAGGAGCCCUGCCAGAGCCGGCCAUCCAAGAAACUCCUUCCACAUGUGACACAGUUGUGGAGGUGGUGAAACCAGACCCAGUUACUGAAGUCAAAGAAUCUUCGCCAGAGAAGCCUCUCAAGAAAGAGGAAAGGCCCAAGUCCCGGGACAGGGAGAAGGACAGCAGGAGGGACAGACCUCACCACCGCUCUCGUUCUCAUUCCCGCAACCGCAGGCGACGCUCCCGCUCUAGAUCCUACUCUCCUCGUAGAAGACCAAGUCCCAGGAGGAGGAUGUCUCCUCGUCGUAGGAGCCCCCCCAGGCGUGGCCCCCCUGGCAACAGAAACAGACAUAGACGGUCCCCAGUCCGCAGGAGGCGCUCACGCUCUGCUUCAUCUUCUGGCAGCAGCUCCUCCAACUCUCGCUCUCCUAAAAAAGCAAUGAAGAGAAUAUCCAACUCCCCACCCAGAAAGGGGGUCCAUCAUCCUGAAAAAGCCAUCAGCCCCGCCGGGAAGGACAGGCGGUCACCAUCUCCUCGGGCCAGAAGAGGCCGAGGCUCUGCGUCACCAGCCAGGCCGUCUGGGUUAAAGCAAAAACAAAGGGGAAGGAAUGAUUCUCCGUCUGAUAAUGCCAAGCCCAGACCUUCUGAAGGCUCUGACUCAGAGGAGGAUAAAAAUGACAAAGAGGCAACAGCAGAUUCGGUGCAGCAGCGACGUCAGUAUCGCAGGCAGAACCGACAGACAUCUUCAGGUUAAAAGCGUUUUUAUCCCCGUUCC